Dicentrarchus labrax (European seabass) is the source of this 1535-nucleotide messenger RNA. It is a transcript of the gene nr2c2ap, whose product is annotated as nuclear receptor 2C2-associated protein. The transcript is spliced from 4 exons. The record is from RefSeq and is a predicted model, not a curated record. The coding region runs from base 54 to 425 and encodes 123 amino acids. Lineage: Eukaryota; Metazoa; Chordata; Actinopteri; Moronidae.
AACGCGUUGCCUGCUGCCUCGCUUGACGGCAGUUCGUGAUUUAAAAAUUCGACAUGGCUUCCUCGUUGAUUUGCAGCGAAACUCAGAGCAGGGUGAGUUCAGUGCUACACAGAGAUGUGAAGCAGUUUGGAAAGAAGUACAUGUUUGACUGCAACGAAGAGACAUGCUGGAAUUCAGACCAGGGUGAAUGUCAGUGGGUGUCUCUGGAGUUCCCUGAGUCUGUCAAGGUUUCAGAGUUAAAGGUCCAGUUCCAAGGAGGCUUCUCAGCAAAAACAUGUAGACUAGAAGGUUGCCCAAAAGAGGGAGACCUUACAGUCAUCAGCCAUUUUUACCCAGAAGACAACAACUCUCUUCAGAUAUCCUUCAGUGUUACUGUGCAGCAUUUGAUAGAUUUAAUUGAUAGCAGGUUAAAUUCUGCUGCAUAAAUGCCGUAAUCUCUGUAACAGAUUUUUAAAAUCCAAUGCCAAAUGGGGGAAGCAACAUUUUAAAAUAAUAACAAAGCUUAUAUACAUGUCUUGACUUACCCGUAACUGCCACUGUAGCUAUAAAUGUUACACUUGACCCUUGAUUUAACUGCAUUAAUCCUAGUUUGCAACCAAAGUUGAUGCGUGCCAGAAAUAAUCUUUAGACUGACAGGCUACUUUAUCAGACGGAUUUACUUUCCACCACCAUUUUUUUCAAACAGAUGGUUAACAGAAUACUUAAUUUUAUCCUGCUUUAACACAUUAUAAAUUCAGUCUGUCAGACUGGGUUUUUACAGCAGCCGAAGCUCUACCUGUCACUCUAGGAACGCUGUGUGUUUCCUGUUACUGCUCUAGAUGGUUCGUAAUAAGUAUCAGACAAUAUUUUCCUGAACAUGCUUUUCAUUUUUACCAUGCUUAUCUUUUUCUUAACUCCACACCCACAGCUUUCCCAUACAGGAGGCCCCUGCAGUGGACAAAGUAAAAAUAAUGUUUGAGAAUAGUGCUGACUUUUUUGGGAGAAUUAUUGUUUAUUCCUUGGAUGUCCUGGGGGAAAAGGCUUCCUGACCAUUUUUUUAAAAUCAUCUCAUGAGAGAGGAAAUGGCCCCUGAGUCAAGUACAUGAUGCAGGAUGGUGUGGUGGCACUUGGGAAACAUGUCAUCUGUACUGCCACCUCAUGAACUGAUGUGAAUGUGGCCUUUUUUGGUAUGAAAGCUUUCAGGGAUGUGUCUAGCUAUCUCACCCUUGAUAACUCAAACACAGAAGGCUUGACAUGGAGUCUGAAUCUGAGUUUUAAAUGCAGAUUGUUGUGAUCAUAUAUCAUUUUGUUAUCACGCUCUCUAUACUUAUAUUGUGCCUUUUGAGUUGAAGCAUCAUUCCAGUGGAACACACAGUAUAAAAAUACAUUUUUAUUAAAACUUGUUUACAGACCUUUUUCUGCUGCUCUUCAGCCAAACAAAAUAAUUCUGCUGCACAACCAUCACAUUUGAGUCCUUGUUUGUACAGUGUUUGUACAUUGUAAUGCAUACAAAUGGAAUAAACUGUUCAAAAAAUAAAAAUGCAGUUUAGUUUAAA